Molecule: messenger RNA, 1361 nt
Organism: Raphanus sativus (radish)
Lineage: Eukaryota; Viridiplantae; Streptophyta; Magnoliopsida; Brassicales; Brassicaceae
Product: ethylene-responsive transcription factor 12
Exons: 1
Coding region: 147-713 (188 amino acids)
Biological process (GO): regulation of DNA-templated transcription
Molecular function (GO): DNA binding; DNA-binding transcription factor activity
Source: RefSeq, a predicted model, not a curated record
GGCCUCACAUUUUUCUUUUCCUUUUAAACACUCUCUCUCGUUUGGGUCAACAAGUCAACAAAACAAAAACUCUUUCUUCUCUAUCCCUAUCUCUCUCUCUAGAUUCUCUCAUUUCCUCUUUCUGGAAUCUCUUGAGAUUCUUGAGAAUGGCGUCGACGACUACAUGCGCGAGGGAGGUGCACUACAGGGGAGUAAGGAAGAGACCGUGGGGCCGUUACGCGGCAGAGAUUAGAGAUCCUUGGAAGAAAACUAGGGUUUGGCUUGGCACUUUCGACACUCCCGAAGAAGCUGCUCUCGCUUACGACGGCGCCGCCCGUUUCCUCCGUGGUAUCAAAGCUAAGACUAACUUCCCUCCUCCUCUCUCUCUCAACCUCAACCUCAACGACUUUCCUCCCGCUCCCUCCGCCACCUCCGCGGAUAACCACCACAGCCAACACCACUGGUUCCCCGCUCCUCUGUCUAUCACCGACAAUCACCACCACCACCACCACCGAGUCUUUCUCCGAACUGGAGUGCUCAACGAUAAAACCUCCGAUUUCUCCUCUACAGAAGCAGCGCCGCUUUACUUCGCCAACUCGCCUGACGUUGCCACGUCAUCGUCUCGAGUGUUUGAGUUUCCGAUAAUGAGUUCUUCUCCUUCCUCCUCCUCCUCCGCAACGGCAAGACGUGGCUUAGCCAUUGAUCUUAACGAGCCGCCGCCGCUUUGGUUGUAAAACAUACAGAUGAAACGGAGACAACGGCGCCGUUUUUGACCACUUUCGGUGGGAACUAUUAUUGUUUAACUUUUAAUUUCUUUUUAGCAAAUAUCUUUUCUUAGAGUAGUAUGAGUAGUUUCCUUUUCAACUUGUCUUUUUCUUUUUGGUUAUGUAAGAGAUGGAGAUUUGUUAAUUGAUCCAUGUUGCGGGAAAAAAGAAGCUCUUAAUUAUUAGCACAAGUGAACACUCACAAGCUCUUAAUUGCUAAACUGGUUUCGAAGGAUUAGAAAAUGAAUCUAAAGAGUAGAUUUCAUGUCGUGAAUUGUUACGACCGUCGCUUAUGUCGGUUUCGAGGGGAUUUUUUAAAUCUUAUUGUGUUCUGUCUAUGCCGUGUCGUGGAAUACGGACUGACUUGUGCAAGCUCUGUGUACUGUUUUGACUCACGCGCCUUCUAACACGACAAAAGACUGUGAAAGAGAGAAACAGACAAAAGAUAUAAUAGAGACUAGUGGUGGAGAGAAAUCAAACAGAGCAAGCGUGUGACGUUGGACACUGCCAUUUUCACUUACAGACAAUAAAUGUAUUAUCAGUUUGACUGUUUGAGUUUGUAAAUCUUUUCAUUUACUUCUAAUUAUUUUUUAUAAAGGAAAUUGCUAUUUUAAGAAA